AUGGUCCAGACAGGGGCGGACCGCCAUGGCGUUGAGAAUGCUUUGGACCAAGUGCGUCAUGUGUCGUGGGAAUCUGGCCGGACACUACGAGGGAAGUAUUUGGUGCUGCUCGCUUUCGCGGAGGAUGCACCAGACGUUGGAAAUGAGGGAGCUCAUCCAAGCAGGUUAACGAGGGCGGUGCUUGCGGCGUCGAUGCAUACUACUGAGGCUCAUUUUCUUCUCGUGGCAGACGGAUUCGAACUCGACGCCACGACAAGGGAGGCCACGGUGAGGACGUUUCACACUGUCAAUCGAGCCAUGAAGAUUGUACCUGGAAACUCCGUGGUGGCUAUCUUGUCCACAUCGACACUCUUGCUCCCCACCAGCUCCGUGGACACCUGCAUCCCAACGACCAAGGAUGCAGAAUGUUUUGACGAUGUCGACAGCGAUGCCGGCAGGGAGGGGGCAGCAAGCGACGUUUUUGUCGCCUACGAGCGACUGAAAAGCGUCGUCUCCGUUGCCAUCCCACCCACGGAAUCCAGCAGGAUGGACUGCCCUUAUGGGUCACCAGUUGAAGCUACGGGGAAUACCCCUCCCAACGAUAACAGACCAAGCCCUACAGGCGCAGAGGGGAGGCGUAAGAACGAGGGUGAUCAUCUCCGCCAUCGAAGCAACAUAGACCGUCAAAGAGGGGGCUUGCUUGUGACCGCCUUACCACCCCGGACGACUUCAGAUCGGCGAGGCGAUCGUGACGGUCACGUUUCAGCGUGGUCUCAGGGGGGCGCGCAGCAUGAGGGGCAUGGUCAGGGUGUAGCCCAGGAAACAGAAACGGCUGAGUGGAUACCCUCAAGAUCGUCUCCGCCGCUUGCACCACCUCGGGAACCGCCGGCUACGAGGAUCAGCGAUACAGCGCGUAUACCUCUACUGGUGUUCGAUACCGAAACGUUUUUGGCCCUGGGGGAUCUCGACGAGCGAUUCUCUUUUCAGGGUGGGGUCGCCGAGUGGAUUAGUCGAGCACAACCGAGCAGUGCUAGUGGCUGCAGAUAUAGCAACGCUGGCCGGCACCUUGGCGCGCUCAGUACAGUGCGACCAGCAACAGAGUAUGGGAGCGCUACCGCUUCCCCCUGUACUGGAUUCGCUGUCAAGCACGUACAUGAACGAAAAUGGGGUAGAUUGUUUGUCAGAACUUGGCCGGGUUACGGCGCAGGCACAGCAUCCCAGCGUACUGCAGGCUCUACGGACGAGCACCGAAUGGGAGAAGCACAGCAUCGUACUACGGAUCCGCUUGAAGACGGUGUUCAACGUGAUAAGCCUCUUGAACAGAUCUUGCGACAAGGCAAAGGCGGGGAUGGAUUCCGUCAGCUGGAAUAUUCUAGGGAUCCACCGGCACCAGAUGAGGUCGUCAUCGACAAGCGGAAUCAGAUCUCCCCAGAGGCACUGGAGGCCUUGGUUCAAGCUGACAGUGAUUUGUUUUUCUUGCCUCUGCUGCUUGAGGCCCCUUCCCCAGAGCACGAUGAUACUGAUUCCGUGCGGCGGUGCAUGACAUUCCACUCGGAGUGGAUGGGGAGAACUCCAGACAAGGUCCUAGAGGACAAUGUACUCGACAGGCGAAAGAGGUUUCCCGUGGCGGUGGUGGUCGUGAUACACGAUGAAACCUCCCUAGUGCGUGCAGCCCUGGACGAGAUUGCCAUUGUGGUGGAACACAUCGUGGAGGUUGGUUCCUGGGCUACCGAGCGCGAACAAAGACAGCACGGGGAUUCCCUCAUCAAGAAAGAUCCCAGGGCGCUAGUGUUGGCUGCGCAACAUCCGGAAGCAAGUUGUUCGGUAGCAGAAGUUGACAUAUACUGGGCCAGUGUAAGGUCGCUCGUGGUUCCGGCGAACAUGCACAUGGUGUGGCUCAAAGACCCGCAUCGUUGUGAAUGCAAUUUCAACCUUGCAUUCCUAUUUCGACUUAGGAGCGAACACCGAGCCAUUACGUGCGACGUCGAUAUGAGCGACGAGGAGGUGGAGGAUCAGGUUGGUGUCUUGCCCAUCGGUAGAUCAAUAGGGGUCAUCCGACGUCUGAGCUAUCACGAGGAGCGCCACGAUUUGGAGCAGCUGCAGCUCAAGUCAAUUUCUGGAAAGCUCGCGGUUGUCAACGCCAAGGACAACGACGAUGAUCGUCCUUUACCCCGCUGGGUUACCGGGGAAAGUGGUGACUCUGCUUUCGAACCUGCCCUCGUCGGGGCCAGCGCUGUGUGGUCCAAGUUAUUGGAGGCUAUGUCAUCUAGAGAUCAUUGUGGGCACCCUCCGUGUGGCAAGGGUAAACACAUACAUGCAGACUGGGCGGACCUUGGAGAAGAAAUGUCGCGAGUUCAGGGGGCUGCAGUUGUUGAAAGGGCGGACCUCGUCAAGAUCCCUGGCGUACUGGCACCGGCCAACAGUUUGGACUUCGUCAAGACCCUGCAGUCAUAUUUUGCUAUUUUCAGGGGCUCUCUUUUUCCCACCAGGUCGAUGAUCGAAGGACAUCGUCUGGCUCAAGUACAGAUGAACAAACGUUUCGUCGAUGCCGUUGCGAAUGGAGACUCUGAAGCGGCAAGGUAUUUGAGCACGUACUACGCGGUCGUCGAGGUGCCCAAGCUGGCGAGUGAUGGCUAUGAAAACGCUCCAACCCUGGUGGGUAUGGCGGACGUGUUCGUGAACAACUUGGGCUACAUCUGGAAUGAGAAGGCAAGAGCGGAGAUCCUCAACGGCGUUUUCGUCAUAACCCAGCGCUGGGGAAAUGAGUACUUUCAUUUCCUGGUGGAAAAUCUACCACGGAUCACUCCCAUGCUAGACAUCCUUCGGGAGAAUCUCGACAUCAAGGUGCCAUCAUUUGCCAAGUCACACUAG
Molecule: messenger RNA, 2850 nt
Organism: Ectocarpus sp. CCAP 1310/34
Lineage: Eukaryota; Phaeophyceae; Ectocarpales; Ectocarpaceae
Source: the annotation of a GenBank genome assembly